ACCACCGACGCCAGCCGCCAUUACCCUUUCGUUACGAGAAUAUGUCAUCGACCAAAACCAAGGAUAUGAUCAGGAAGGCAGGCCUUCUGGAGCGUUUCCACAUAACCAGGCAAGCUUUGGGCUUGGACACUUGUGUGGUUGUCUCCGCGCGCUACGUCUUCCCAACGGAUGCGCCAUCCCAGAGUCUGACACCGUCCGUCCUCUACCCCGCUCUCGCCAAACUCAUCAAAUCCACCGGUGCCCUAUGCGUCUGUGUCGCAUAUUCCCCCUCCGCGUGCAAAAAGCCCGCCUUUGUCCCUCUGCACAGCAUCAACCUCGACAAGGUCGUGCAGUUCACGCACGACCCAACCUCGCUGCAGGACGUCCUCGAGCAGCAGAUAGCCGUGCCGUUUGACAUCAACGCAACAGACAGGCCCCUCUGGCGACUGACAGUGCUGCCGGACAAUACAGUCGUCUUCGCCUACCAGCACGGCAUCGGCGACGGCCUCAGCGGUCGUGCCUUCCACCUUUGCCUGCUAGAGGCCCUCCGCGCCCCCUCCGCCGAGUCCCAGGGAAAGUCAGAGUUGGCAAGCCCAAUCGUAGAUAUACCGGCGACCGUCAGCCUGGUCCCCCCACUCGAAAAGCUCACUAAGCUCUCGGUCUCCUUCAAACAACUCCUGCACGAGGUUACCCCGCACUCCCCUCCCUCAACCGCAUGGCGAGGCAAUCCCGUCGUGCCACGGAGCCCAGAGCAAAAAAACCAUGUCCGGCUGCUCUCCUAUAGUCCCGCCGACUCGCAAAUCCUCGCCGCGCUCUCCCGCUCCCACAGUGCAACGAUUACAGGCGCGCUCCACGUCGUCGCUGCGCAGGCGCUCGCGCGCGUCCUCUCGCUCCCGGACCUUUCCGGAAAGUACGACUUUGUCCCCUUCCAAAUUCCCAUGUCCCUUCGUCCGCUCACGAACCAGCCGCCCACCGCGCUCUGUGACCACGUCUCCAACCACAUCUUCCUCUGCCCGCUGCCUCCCGCGCGCUCGAAGGACGACCCGUUCGUGUUCGACGAAGCAUCCUGGCGCGCCGCUGCGGAACUCUCCGCGACCCUCCGCGCGACGAGGGACAAGAGCCGCUCAUACGUCGCGAUGCUGCGCUUCGUCGCGCUCGUCGGAGGGUACAGGACAUACUUCAAAGGCAAGCUCAACAAGGAGCGCGAGGGCGGGCUCGCGCUUAUCAACUUGGGGGCGUUCCCAAAGAGCCAUAUACCUAGCCCCGGUGGAUCUGCGUUGACCAUAGCGGAUAUGGCGUUCACGCAGGAGGACGGUGUUGUUGGGGAGCCGAUGAAGAUCAACGUCAUUGGCGGAGGAGAUGGGAGCCUGACGAUCACUUGUAGCUGGAGUGAUUCCCAGUUCCACAAGUCCCUUGGGGAGAUGUUCGCUGUCAAGCUCGAUGAAGGCGUGAAAACGCUGGUUGCGUCAAAGCUCGAGCCAUAGUUAUAUCCAUCCCGAUUUAGCAGAGUACGGAGUACAUCUAUGGACAGCCGACGGUCCCGUCAUCAGGCUGGAGUUAUUUUAAGGUCUCUACAUAAUACAGUUCCAAGAGUGUAGCGUAGCUAAUAGCACAAGCACGUUGUCAAGAUAUACGAAAGGAGUUGUGGGCAGCGAUAUCACAACUGACGCACGCUCGUGUCGGCCGGGACGACACAUCGGAU
Messenger RNA from Gloeophyllum trabeum ATCC 11539, 1681 nucleotides. RefSeq lists its product as uncharacterized. Lineage: Eukaryota; Fungi; Basidiomycota; Agaricomycetes; Gloeophyllales; Gloeophyllaceae. Gene Ontology annotation, molecular function: N-acetyltransferase activity. The transcript is spliced from 4 exons. Bases 42 to 1463 code for a protein of 473 amino acids. The record is from RefSeq and is a predicted model, not a curated record.